GUCAGUACUGAUCAUGAAGGCACGCGUGAUGUGGUUGGCAGGAUGGAUGUGCUAAUCAUGGAUGUGGACUGCGCGGUAUGGCAUCCACGUCCACGCCAUAUAAGGGCUGCUUGUCGAUCUCUUCAAGCCAUCACCUCAGCACUCAACACCCCUUCAAAUCAGCGACCUACUCGUCCUCACUCUACUCUCACAGCCCAACCUCCUCCGCGCCAACCUAUUCACAACAAUGACCGUCUCCAACAUGUCCUUCCGCGACGCCAUCGAGGCCCGCCGCUCGUACUACAACAUCACAAACAAGUCGACCCUCUCCAACGAGCAGCUUGAGCAGCUCGUUUCGGACGCGAUCAAGUACACGCCAUCGUCGUUCAACUCGCAGACCUCGCGUGCUGUGCUCGUGACGGGCGAGAAGAACAAGGCGCUCUGGUCGGCGAUUUGGGAGGCGCACAAGGCCAACCUUAAGCCUGAGGAGGUCGCUGUCUACGAGGACAAGUUCGCCAACUCGUACUCCGCCGGCUACGGUACCAUUGUCUUCUACGAGGACCAGGACGCGAUUGACACCUUUGUCAAGAACUUCCCCAUCGUCCAGUACACCAUCAAGGACUGGGUCCAGAACUCGAACGGCAUGGCCCAGUACAUUGCCUGGACGGCGCUGGCCACGCACGGCAUGGGUGCCAACCUCCAGCACUACGGCCAGUACGGCCCCGCCAACGCCGAGGCCAUCAACAAGAACCUCGGCGUCCCUUCGGGAUGGAAGGUCCCCAUCGCCCUCCUUGCCUUCGGCGUCCCCACCGACAUCCAGGCCCCCGGCAACCCUGCCUACCCCAAGACGUUCCAGCCUCUCAUCGAGGGUGAGACUGGCCGUGUCCUUGUCCGCCACUAAGCGGGGGGGGGGGCAGCAGUAUGGGUGCAGU
Cutaneotrichosporon oleaginosum is the source of this 911-nucleotide messenger RNA. RefSeq lists its product as uncharacterized. Gene Ontology annotation, molecular function: oxidoreductase activity. The record is from RefSeq and is a predicted model, not a curated record. Gene Ontology annotation, biological process: cellular response to oxidative stress. NCBI's taxonomy places the organism in Eukaryota, Fungi, Basidiomycota, Tremellomycetes, Trichosporonales, Trichosporonaceae.